AUGAUGUCCAUGUCUGCUCGCGUCGGGGCUCGUUCCCCGUACUUGCAGGCGACAAAGCAGACAGUUAAGAGCCUGCGGCUCGCGGACCUGCUGCCUUCUGCUGCGGACCCCAACAAGUCCUCCCAGGAGAGCAGUGAGGCCAGAAGGUCGUUCUCGUACCUGGUCACUGGCGCGACCACCGUGGUCGGUGUGUACGCAGCGAAGACGGUGGUCACCCAGUUUGUCUCCUCGAUGAGCGCGUCGGCAGAUGUCCUGGCCUUAUCCAAGAUCGAAGUCAAGCUCGGCGACAUCCCCGAGGGCAAAAACAUGACCUUCAAGUGGAGAGGGAAGCCCCUGUUUGUCCGUCACCGCACGGAGAAGGAAUUGCAACAGAGGAGGCCGUGGAACAUCGCGGAGCUUCGGGACCCCCAGCAUGACAGGGAGCGAGUGCUCAACUCCAAAUGGAUCAUCGUCCUCGGCGUGUGCACCCACCUGGGAUGUGUGCCCAUCGCCAACGCCGGAGACUAUGGAGGCUAUUACUGGCCGUGCCACGGCUCCCACUACGACUCUUCAGGGAGAAUAAGAAAGGGACCUCCGCUAAAUCUGGAAGUUCCCUUCUAUGAGUUCCCUGACGAGGAUACGGUCAUAGUGGGAUAAUGUGGUCUCGUUUCCUCUCAGUAAUAGGUAUUUUUUGAUGGCUCUUGUCGAGAGAUGAGUGACUAAAAUGUGUGUAAUUAUUAUUAAAGACAUAUUUCUAACUCUA
Molecule: messenger RNA, 742 nt
Organism: Gasterosteus aculeatus aculeatus (three-spined stickleback)
Lineage: Eukaryota; Metazoa; Chordata; Actinopteri; Perciformes; Gasterosteidae
Source: RefSeq, a predicted model, not a curated record